Pediculus humanus corporis (human body louse) is the source of this 1584-nucleotide messenger RNA. Its product is annotated as lupus la ribonucleoprotein, putative. Gene Ontology annotation, cellular component: nucleus. Gene Ontology annotation, molecular function: mRNA binding. NCBI's taxonomy places the organism in Eukaryota, Metazoa, Arthropoda, Insecta, Psocodea, Pediculidae. Gene Ontology annotation, biological process: RNA processing. The record is from RefSeq and is a predicted model, not a curated record. The transcript is spliced from 6 exons. Bases 1 to 1584 code for a protein of 527 amino acids.
AUGAUGAUGCAAAAUAAAAUUUAUUAUGAAAACGAUCAGGAAGAAAUUCCCAAAAACAUUCGAAGGCGUAAAAAACAACUUUACGAAUUAAUCAGAGAAAGAAUGGAAUUUUAUUUUAGCGAUUCGAAUCUUCAAAAAGACCGCUUUUUAUCACAAUUGAUUAAAGACGAUCCAGAAGUAGAUUUAGAAAUAUUUUUAAAAUUUAAUAAAAUUCAUCAGCUGACUACGAGUUUGCACGAUUUAAAAAAAGCAUUGAAAAAAUCACAAUUUUUAAGUUUAACCGAAGAUAAAUCAAAAGUUUUCAGAAAUACACCUGUUAAAGAAAAACUCAAUGUUGAUGCUUGCACAAUUUAUGUCGAACAAUUAUCCUAUGAUGCUGACCACGAUUGGUUAAAAUUGAUAUUUUCUCGUUAUGGAAAGGUUGAUUAUAUUUCAAUUCCUAAAUACAAAGGCACUGGUAAGAUAAAAGGUUUUGCAUUUGUCGAAUUUGAAACACCAGAAUCAGCCAAAGCAGCUUUAGACGAAUUCGAAAGAGAAGGAUGUUGUUUGACAAAUCACAUGAAUCCAGAAAAAUUAUGUAGCAUAGCAACUUUCGAAGAUGAUAAAUAUGAUAAUAAAAAUUUGAUAAAUAAAAGUCUCAAACCUCAUGUUGUAAAAGUACAAGAAGAUGUAGAUAAUAAAACAAAUUUAAAAAGAAAACAAGAAAAGCCAGAGGAAGAUGAUGGCGAGGAAGAAGAAGAAGAAGAAGGAGAUGAAUUUGAACCAGAAGCGAAAAAAAUUAAAUUCGAUGAAACUGAAAGCGAACAAGAAAAUGAUAAAAAAAUGAAUAAAAACAAGGAAGGAAUAAAUAAGAUAUCGGAAAAUGAUAAUGAUAAAAAAUCAAAUUCUCAGGGAAUUGGGGGUGUGGUUACGAAAAAAAAGAAAAACAGAAAGAAAAAAAAAUCACUCAAAACAAAAUAUUAUAAAGAUAUUAAAAUGUAUGGUUUGCAAAUUUUAUCAAAAACCGAUUGGAAAAGACUGAGAAAUAAAUAUUUAAAUAUUCAAAAGGAAAAAAUGAAAAAACUCAAACAACACUUGUACAAAAAUCAAAUGAAUCAAUUACAAAGACAACAACAGUAUCAGCAACAGCAACAGCAGCAGCAACAACAACAACAGCAACAAUUAGUAAAUAAUCAGGGAUCAGAAUGUCAAACGAAACCUAGAUUUCAAUUUUCAAAAGGUUUAAUUGUAAAAAUUAAUUUAGAUAAACCCAUUAAAGAUGGAAAUCAUCUCAAUCAAUUCAAAGUCGAUGCCAAAUCUUUAGAAAAAGUCGAAUACGUCGAUGUCGGAAUAGGGAGCGACGAAGCUUACGUUAGGUUCGCAGACGAAAAUGCCGUUCGUAAGGUUUUAGAAUCGAAACCUUGGAAUAAUUUCACGGUUUUAAAAGGACGCGAAGAAGAAGAAUAUUGGGAAAAAAUGAAACGCGACAGACUUGAAAAAUUCGAUAAUAAAAAAAAAUUUUCCAAAAAGAGAGGAAGGAAUAAAAUAAUUGACAAAACGGAAAAACUCAUGAGUAAAAGAAUUCGAUUGAGCGUCGACGAAUAA